GACGAACCGAUUCAACUGCAGCAUCUUCAGGCAGUAGGAUCGACUUGCGUACUUGUUUACACUGCUAGUAAGGCAGACAACGCAGAUCUGCGGGGUCGUUCCAAGUUCCACGAAUUAGACUGGGGCGUUCGAACAUGAAAGUUCACAGAUACGACACGGCGAUCCAUCACCGGUCCAAGAAGAGACUCGUCUCCUGAUAUUUCAUCUUCGAAGACAGCAGACCGCUGAACGCUGCAGGGUACAUCAAAACGUUGGAACGUCAUUCUGUUUUGACGACAAUUUAAAUCUUGCACGUCGCCUCGUGCGCUGAGGUUCCCAUCGGUUCAAACGCAGCGCCUGCGAUUUGUAGACUCGGGAAACGCGCCAUGUUUAAAAUCCGAUUCGUAACGUUUAAUUUGUUGGUCGUUGGUACAGUGGCAUUGAAGAAUGGCGUGGGAAAGUUACCCAAGAUGGGCUACAACAGUACGGAGCAAGAUUCUAUUGUGGUUGGAAUCAGGUGCUAAAUUUGAUUUAGCCUUCAAUGCCUUUGGAUGCGACUAUAACGAAGAAAAGCUCUUUGCUAUGGCCCAAGCAAUGGUAGAUGAAGGUCUAGUUGAAGCCGGUUACAACUCCAUCAUCUUCGAUGACUGCUUUACUAAGAAGGAGCGAGGCGAUGACGGUCUGUUGCUUGAAGAUCCCGAGAGAUUCCCAUCAGGUAUGAAGAGCUUGACAGACAAACUCAAAAGCAUCGGUAUAUCUGCCUCAGCGUACUCGGACGCUGGCUACAAAACAUGCGCUGGUUAUCCUGGAUCCUACGGACACGAAGAGCAAGACCUCCAAACGUUCAGUGACUGGGGCUUCGACUAUCUCAAGUACGACAAUUGCUACAUACCAUUCGACAACAUUACGAAUGAGAAUGUUCUCGGUCGCUAUCAACGAAUGGCGGAUGCUAUCGCUGCCAGGGCGGAGGAGAAAGAUGAACCGCCAUUCUGGUUCUCGAUUUGUGAGUGGGGAUGGCAACAACCCUGGAUCUGGGGAAAACGACUUGGUCACAGCUGGCGCAUCAAUGGUGACAUCAAACCAUGGUGGAACUCGCUUGCCGCGAUCAUCGACAAUGCGAGUUUCCAGUACUGGGCAACUGACUUUUACGGCCAUAACGACAUGGAUAUGCUUGAAGUCGGAAACACAGGCCAGGGAGACCCCAUCGGUAAUUUGACUUACGAUGAGGCAAAAAGCCACUUCACAGCAUGGGCCCUUCUAAAGAGUCCAUUGUUCAUUUCCACCAAUCUGCCCAAUGCCACCGAAGAGGCUCGGAAUAUCUUGAAGAACAAAGACAUCAUCAAGAUAAAUCAAGAUCCUAACGUCGGGGAGUCUAUUGCACCUUUCAGAUGGGGUAAUAAUCAGCCUGACUAUGUUUCCAAUGCUUCUUACCCCGCACAGUACUGGUCAGGCAACAGCAGCUACGGCGUCGUUUUCAUGCUCCUGAAUACCCUCGACAUAACGCAGGACCUUUCCUUCAACCUCACCGAAAGCUGGGCUAUUCGUGCAGGUCGCCUCUACGAUGUGUACGACAUGUGGACGCAUACGCAGAACGGGACUGCGUUGCGAAAUCUCACUGUUACCCUGCCGCCACAUGGUGUUGCAGCACUACUGUUGAACGAUGCAGGUCCAGAGCCGGAGCCCACUGCCUUGGGUCUACCGUAUUGCGGAAUCUACUGGCAGUGCACAUGGCCGAAUGGAACCUACUAUAGCAAUUGACUCCCGGAUGAAGGCGAUGCCCUGGACAUUGCUGGAGAGGGGUUGUUCGACGGGUUCGAAUUUGUUCAAAACAGGACUCAACCUCAUCAUGAAAACGAAGUGAUCGAGUAGCGGAGUGGCUUUGCUACAGGAUCCUCCUCCUGUUGAUCUGGCACAUCGAGCUUUCAGCUUAUCAAAACCCCGAGGUCUCCAAUCAUCUACAAGAGUCAACAGAAAAAUUCGCAGUCGCCGUUAAUUGACGGAGGUCUCUUUUGUAAGCCUGCGAACCAUGUCAUUGGAUAUCUGGA
Molecule: messenger RNA, 2024 nt
Organism: Boeremia exigua
Lineage: Eukaryota; Fungi; Ascomycota; Dothideomycetes; Pleosporales; Didymellaceae
Product: alpha-galactosidase
Exons: 2
Coding region: 427-1737 (436 amino acids)
Biological process (GO): carbohydrate metabolic process
Molecular function (GO): hydrolase activity, hydrolyzing O-glycosyl compounds
Source: RefSeq, a predicted model, not a curated record